Messenger RNA from Spodoptera litura, 2032 nucleotides. It is a transcript of the gene Hs2st, whose product is annotated as Heparan sulfate 2-O-sulfotransferase. NCBI's taxonomy places the organism in Eukaryota, Metazoa, Arthropoda, Insecta, Lepidoptera, Noctuidae. Gene Ontology annotation, molecular function: heparan sulfate 2-sulfotransferase activity. Gene Ontology annotation, cellular component: membrane. The record is from RefSeq and is a predicted model, not a curated record.
ACAUGGCGUUUGUCGUCUGCGGAACUAUUUUUCAUUUCUAUGUGUCCCAAAUAAUGUUUAUUUAUAAUGUACGCGAGUUAAUUAUGCCAGUGCUGAUUUCGGCGUGAAGUUGUGCGGUCUGGGCACAUUCAGAUAUGUUCAACAUAAACAAACUAUGUCUGUUUUCCUGUCUGUGCGUUAUUGUUGUUAUUGUCCUCUAUUUUCAAUCAGAAAUCGCACGUUUAGAAGACAAUUAUAGGAAACUGGAGUUUAGGUUGGUGCAAACUCAUUCGGAAUCUCGCCAGUUUUUCCCAAAACCUUUAGAAAAAAAUGACGAUGAUACGGUAGUGAUAUACAAUAGGGUCCCGAAGACGGGAUCGACGAGUUUCGUGGGUGUAGCGUACGAUUUAUGUAAGAAGAACAACUUUAAGGUGUUACAUAUCAACAUAACGGCCAAUCGACAUAUCAUGUCCCUCAAUAAUCAGUAUAAGUUCGCGCAGAAUGUUACUAAGUGGGAUGAGGUAAAGCCGGCACUCUACCAUGGUCAUAUGGCUUUUCUAAACUUUGAUCGGUUGGGUGCUUCCUCAAAACCUAUAUUUAUAAACUUAAUUAGGAGACCCCUAGACAGACUAGUGUCUUACUACUAUUUCUUAAGGAACGGUGAUAAUUAUAGACCACAUUUGGUUCGGAAAAAACAUGGUGACAAAAUGACGUUCGACGAAUGCGUCGAGAGAGGGCAGCCGGAUUGCGACCCUAAUAACAUGUGGCUACAAGUGCCAUUUUUCUGUGGGCACGCCGCCGAGUGCUGGGAACCCGGCAACCAAUGGGCGUUAGACGAAGCGAAACGCAAUCUAGUCAAUCACUACUUACUGGUAGGUGUUACAGAACAGAUGCUCGACUUUAUCACAGUGCUAGAGGCUACCUUACCUCGCUUCUUCAAAGGAGCGACAGAAUACUACCUAAACAGCAACAAAUCACAUCUUCGACAAACCAGCUCAAAAAUAGACCCUAAUCUCCUAACAAUAGAGAAGAUACAGCAAUCAGCUGUUUGGAAAAUGGAAAAUGAAUUAUACGAAUUUGCCCUAGAACAUUUUAACUUCGUUAAAAGAAAGUUACUAGUGAAAGAAGCGAAUAAUGUAGCUCAAAUAUACUUCUAUGAGAAGAUACGGCCUAAAUGAGUGAGUUUUUUAUAUGAUUUUUUAUUUUGUACUCUCUUGUUGUAAGAAUAUGGGCUAUAUUACCGUUUUGAGGUAUGUUUUUUUUUUUGUUUUCGUCUCGAAAUGUGGGUGUUUAUUUGGUGUUUAAGGCUGUUUUAAAGGUGGAAGUCAUUUUAAAGGAGAAUGAUUGGUCUGACUGAGAUUUGUCCUCAAACCCUAAUAAAAAAUGCACAAAAUAUACUUAAUUUCUUAUCGAAUUCAUGUCUUACAUACGUCUUUUAACCUCUUUUCUGUCGAUAUAUAAGACACAAUAAGACACAAUAAGACACAAUUGUGUCUCGCGAAGAUCUACGUUCCGACCUACUAGAGGUUAAGUUAAUUGGCCGAUUCGUAUAAGAAUACAACUUACGAUACCUUUUAAAAAUCACUUCCAACUUUAAAGUAGACCCUUAUACAUUCAGUAUGAAGUUUUUAGUAAAUAAUAGUCUUACUGUUAUUAUACAUAAUAUUUAUGCCUCAUAAUAUAUACUUUAUGUAUAUGUUAACUGGCGAAUAAUCGAGCUCAUAUUACGUGCACAUCUGCCUAAUAAAUAGGCAAUAUACGGCAAGAGCCCGUAUACUCUUGACUUUUAUUAUUUUAUGAAAGGCGAGAGUUUCUCAACACAUUCUUUCAACACUGAUAAGAACGUUCAUUACAAAGUUUGGACUAUUGUGACUUUGGUACGUAAACACUUAUUCGUGGUAACAGGUUAAGUAGAUGUUAGGUAUGACUUGAUGAAUUGUUAUCGGUAUCCUACACAUUUAAUACUGUUUACUUGUCAAAGCAACAAUAAUCCUAAAACUUGUCGCGGAGAACCUAACGGGUAACCGGGGCUCCGGCUCGACGUGCAGGAGAA